Pieris macdunnoughi is the source of this 486-nucleotide messenger RNA. Lineage: Eukaryota; Metazoa; Arthropoda; Insecta; Lepidoptera; Pieridae. The record is from the annotation of a GenBank genome assembly.
AUGGUCGGAUCGAUAGCGUUGCAAGCGCUGAAGCCUUUACACGUCGUUCCAGAGCCAAUUGUAAAUUCUCCCCGCCCACUUGGACAACAAUCCCCUUUGCCCGGUAUAGAAGAAGAGGACGAUUCCGACUGGCCCCUAGAAGACGCCACGGACGCUACUCUCACCCCCUCCUACAAAAGCACAAGAAGCAGCUCGGACACUGUUUAUACAUCCUCAAGGAGUUCGAGCAAAAAGCGAGGUUUUGGAAGCCCUUCAUCAGUCAAGAUAUGUGUCUCUGCGGCGGCCAGAAAGUCCAAUAAGGCCAGAAAGCGUAGCGCAGCUGCUAGCGCUUCGCCCUCUGGUCAAACUGGAGAAGAGCCACCGCCCCCGCCCCCGCAACUUCAUUUCGUCAAAAUGCAGGCCGAACAAGGCAGUAUUGGCGAGCUGCAGAAAUACCACGGAAGAUACCUAAAGAGCCGGAGACACACCCUCGCCAAUGUUCGGUAA